UUUAGUAAGAUUGAAGAAUCGAAAAUGUAGAUGAUAAUUUUCAUGUAAUAUUAAUAAUGAUUAUGAAAAUCCAAAAUAAAUACUAAUAUAAUGAAAUUCCAAUACCAAAAAAGAUAAAUAAUAAUAAAACAACCAUGCAACUAAGAACGCAAUUAAUCUAACAGCAAAAUCAACUAAAAACGUAAUUAAUCUAACAGAAACAAGAAACAAAAUGAAUAAACUUCAAAAAUAAUACUCAAUUUUUUAAGCAAUGAAGAGUGUACGUUUAUUAUUAACAAUUUCUAUAGCACUGACGGCAUAUCUGGGAGAUUAUGUUGUUUUUAAAUCGAAAUAUUCAAGUUCUCAGUUGUUCCGAGCGUUAGCAGAUAGCUCUACCCAUGGAGCUAUCGGCUUUUUGUCGGCACUGUUAUUCUUCAGCAAUAUAAAAAUAACAAAUCAAGCUUGUAUUUAUAAUACUAUUUUCUGCACGUUCAUGUCCUCAGCAAUCGACGUCGAUCAUUUUAUUUUGGCAAGAUCAAUUUAUCUGAAGGAUUUAAACAACGUAAGCCAAAGAGGUAUCCUUCAUUGUACAACGUUUAUGAUGCUUGUAACGUCAAUUCUUGCUCUGUAUAGUCACAUUACUCAUAAAAUCAAUGUAUACAUAGUAACAUACAUGAUAGUAUUGGCAUUUACGAGCCACCAUUUAAGAGAUGGUAACAGACGAGGGAUAUGGUUGUGUCCGUACGGACAUACAAUGUCAAUACCUAAGCUUAUAUAUGUAAUAUUGAUUUGUAUCCUUCCGAUAUUAUUUUCUUAUUUAUUUAAUUAUACCAGACCAAUGUUUAAGCAUACUGUACUGCAAUAUAACGAAGUUUAAUAUUCUGGUUUUCAUUUUUAAGUGUUGCCGUUUUUAAUUAUUAUUUUAAGUGAAGAGAUUAUUGUUAAUUAAUUAACUAAACAGAUCCUGAUUAUAAUAAGACAAUGUUUAUUUUUUAUUGUGAAUAUAUUGAAGUGGACUGACCACGGAUAUAAUUUGAUGUUUGUUUAUUUUCUAUCUAUAAAUUUAUUUAAUAUUCAGAGUUAACUUAAAUGAACUUAGAUAUUUAAUUGUCAUGAUAUCAUUAUCCGAGAUUUCUGUGUAAAUAAUGUUUUGAAUGCUGCAAAGCGCUUAGAAAUAAAAUUCUAGUUGUUGUGUGGAGUGUCUGUAUGUAAUAAUAAAAUAACCGGUUUUUACUGAAUGUAUGUAUACACGGUACAUAUACCACAAUAACAUUUUUUUAAAAAAAUCUGUCUGUUUGUUCCGGCUAAUCUCUGCAACGGCUGGACUGAUUUUGACGGGACUUUCACUGGCAGAUAGCUGAUGUAAUAAGGAGUAACUUAGGCUACAACAAUAACUUUCUUGUUAAAUUAAAACCCGCACAAAAUCACAGGCACAGCUAAUUCUUAAAUAAUUUUAUUGGUAGUAAGGUACACUAUUCCUGAGUGCUAUAGGCUUGAAAUUAUGUUUAUAUCAUAAUAUUUUCUUUAUUAAUAAAUUUAACAAGUGCGAAGCUUCGAUGGGACUCUUGUAAAGUAUAUAGUAUUCAAGAACUAUGGUUUGUUGCAGAUCAAGAAAUUAUUUUGCUUGUACACAUCCUUUAGAAGUUGUUUUGUCUUGUUUUAUUAAAUAAAUUAAGUUAAAUUUUUACAUGCUAUCUAUUUAUGCAUGUAACUAAAUAUUCGAACAUGAUUUUUACUUAAGAAAGUUGGAUUAAAUUUAAACAUUGCAUACUUAUCAAGAACCGAUGACAACACAGUAGU
This is a messenger RNA of Vanessa atalanta (red admiral), 1779 nucleotides long. Its product is annotated as transmembrane protein 267. NCBI's taxonomy places the organism in Eukaryota, Metazoa, Arthropoda, Insecta, Lepidoptera, Nymphalidae. The transcript is spliced from 2 exons. The record is from RefSeq and is a predicted model, not a curated record. Bases 251 to 856 code for a protein of 201 amino acids.